This is a messenger RNA of Acanthamoeba castellanii str. Neff, 2505 nucleotides long. Its product is annotated as lipase. NCBI's taxonomy places the organism in Eukaryota, Discosea, Longamoebia, Acanthamoebidae. The coding region runs from base 1 to 2505 and encodes 834 amino acids. Gene Ontology annotation, biological process: lipid metabolic process. The transcript is spliced from 12 exons. The record is from RefSeq and is a predicted model, not a curated record.
AUGGAGGAGGACAGGGAAGGCGUGGGAGGCGCCUCGUCAUCUUCGCUUCUCUACAACCCGUUUGCAGGCGUGGUGUCGGCCACCAAAUCUCUGUUGGGCGUGCGUGACAGCGAAGACGAGAAAAAGCGAAAUGAUGGCGAAAAAGUGGCUCUUGUGGCGUCGAUCCCCGAAAUCGAGCAUCACCAUCACGAUCAACAACAAAUCGACGACAAGCGGCAACGAGGGCGUAUGGGGCACGUCAAGGAAAGCAGCUUCGACGAGCAGCCCGAGCUCAUCACAGUCGAUCUCGACGCGCUGCCCGCCGCGGUGGUCUUCGGGCCGCGUGGGCACGUGCACACCGUGGGCAGCAACAUCAGCAGCGGCCGGGCCGAGCUGCGGCGGCUCAAGGAGGAGCUCGCCGUGCUGUCCGCGGCGGAUGGCGACGGCUGUUCGCGCCACCGCUCUCGCGACGAUCCCGACGAUGACGAUGACGAUGACGACGAACAAGAAGAGGAAGAAGAUUUGAAUGCUGAUCGCCAACUUGCGGUGACCACGCAGUCGUGGGCCAUCUUCGAGACGGCCAAGGCGUGGUUGCCCACCAUCAACGUGCAGGCGGCGUUGUCGUCAGUCGGCUCGAGCAUCAAAUAUUCCAUCAUCUCACCGCAGACCGAAGAGACGUUCGGUAAGAUCGCAGCCAUUGUGUCGCAGUUCUUUGCCGACGUGGAGGUGAGCUACUCCGAACUCAUCAUGGGCCUCAUGCUGCUCAGCAUCUGUCAGCGCAAGCUGCGGGAGACGAUCCGCACCGAUAUCCCGGUCACGCGCGCGGCGCUGGAGGAUGGCUACUACUACAUGCGCUUCGCCGCCGCGGUCUACGGCUGGCAACUCAUUUACGGAUACAAUUUUGAGGGUAAGACCAAUGGCCUGUUCAAGGGCCUCAUAUCGGGCGACUCGGUGAAUCCCCAGAUCGUGGCGGCCAAGACGGGCAUCGACGAGGCGGACCUCAUCACGACGCAGUGGGACUCGAAGGACUUCAACCCCGGCCACUACAUGGCCUACGACCACUCGCGCAAGACCGUCGUCAUCGCCAUCCGCGGCACGUUCCACCUCCGAGACGCGCUCACCGAUCUGGUGGCCAGCUACGAGCCCUUCGAAGACGGCGUUGCGCACUGUGGCAUCCUGCACACGGCGCAGAAGAAGCUGGAGUUGUUGGAGCCCUUCUUGAUCGAGGCCCUUCGCGCUCACCCCGACUACGGCCUCGUCAUCGUGGGCCAUUCACUCGGCGCCGGCGCCGCCUCGCUCCUCACCAUCCUCCUCCACAACAUCUCGCUCGACCUCGCGAAGAAGUACCGCCACCUGAUCACCUCCUAUGUGAUGGGCGACGAUUUGGUGCCGCGCCUGUCGUACGGUUCGAUGGAGGAGCUCAAGGGCAACAUCCUCAUCGUACUCGCCCAAGAAAAGGGCACCGUGUCGCGCAUGUUCAAGCUCUUUGCCGCCGGCAAUGCCCUGGGCAAUGCGGCAACGAAGAAGCUGGAGAAGCUGCUCAAGUGCAACGCCACACUCGACAUCGAAGAGCUUCAGCAGAAGCGAAAGAUGCUCGUGCUCCCCGAGAAGCUCUGGCCGCCCGGGGUGGUCUACCACAUGUACAUGCUGCCCAAGAAGACCUGGAGCAACGAGGCCCGAGAGCGGCAGCGUAAGCAGGAGCAGGACGACGAACAGAAGAGCCAUCGAACGCCCGAGGAGGCCAUCAUGGAGAUGAUCAUGCAAAACGAGCAGCAGCACAAGCGACGCCAGCACAGCAUGGACGGCGACUUCCCGCAGGCCGCCGGGGCCAGGGACGAUGACGGCGAUGAUGAGCACCGUCGGCUCGUCCACGAGUUUGAUGCCGAGCGAGCCCAGCGCGAGGCCAAACCGAAGCAAGCCGAGCAGCAGCAGCAGCAGCAGCACGAAAAGGUGGAGGGGGAGAGCGGUGAGCAGGUGGGCAAGUGGAGCGACGAGGAGGGCAAGGGCAAGGAGAAGAAGGACGAGCUGCCGCCGCGCAAGACGGCCAGGCGGGCGGGGCAGAAGCGCUACGCCAUCGAGGAGUCGGCGCCGUCGCUCUUCUCGGAGAUCAUCGUCUCGGGCAAGAUGUUCAGCGACCACUUCCCCGACGUCUACGAGAACGUGCUCAAGGCGCUCGUCGACGAGCUCGAGGAGGAGGACGAGGAGGAGGCGCGCGGCGGAGCCCAGAGGUCGCCGUCGUCGAUCGGCGUCGAGCGCGACGACAACGUUGGGGGCAGCUCCGAGGAGGUGCAGCUCAAGAAGGCCGACCUCAUGCGCGAGUACGCGGAGGGCAAGUCCAUCCUGCGAAAGGAGGCCGCCACCACCAACGUCGAACACGACGACCAACCCGAAGAGGGCGUGAUGAUGAACGAAGAAGACCAGGAGAAAGCGCCGCAGGAGCAGCGAGAGAAGAAGGAUGAAGAAGAUGAAGAUGAAGAUGGUGAUAAUGGUAGUGGCGAUGGUGUACCAAGGCCUCUCCGCGACUGA